Molecule: messenger RNA, 883 nt
Organism: Quercus robur (English oak)
Lineage: Eukaryota; Viridiplantae; Streptophyta; Magnoliopsida; Fagales; Fagaceae
Product: 50S ribosomal protein L18, chloroplastic
Exons: 3
Coding region: 146-667 (173 amino acids)
Biological process (GO): translation
Cellular component (GO): ribosome
Molecular function (GO): structural constituent of ribosome; 5S rRNA binding
Source: RefSeq, a predicted model, not a curated record
AACACACGCCACGCGCGCCCUUCCGACACACGCUAUCCUGGUAGGGAUAAGGUUUUGCAAAGGCCAAAAAGAGCAAAGUAGGAGUAGGAGGAGGUUGGGUUUAAGACCGAAGAUCGAAAGAGAGAGUAGUGACAGAGAGGAAAGAAUGUUGACUUCAAUUUCAUUCCUUCAGAGUGCGAGUGCGAGUGCAUUGGCAUCUUCGCAACAGCUAUGGAUGGGGCCUAAGUUACUGACCGCUGCUUCUUCUUCUACCCAAAGGGUAUCUCCUUCUCCUUCUCCAUCUCUUGUUAUUCAAGCUAAAGCCAAAACCAGAAGAGAAGACAGGACCGCUCGCCAUAUUCGCAUUAGAAAGAAGGUUGAAGGGACAACGGAACGGCCAAGGUUGUGUGUCUUCCGCUCCAACAAGCAUCUUUACGUCCAGGUGAUUGAUGACACCAAGAUGCACACGCUUGCUUCGGCUUCAACAAUGCAGAAACCCAUCUCUGAGGAGUUCGACUAUAGCGCUGGACCCACUAUUGAUGUGGCAAAGAAGGUGGGUGAAGUCAUUGCAAAGUCCUGUUUGGAGAAAGGAAUCACAAAAGUGGCCUUUGACCGAGGUGGAUACCCAUACCAUGGACGUGUCGAAGCCCUUGCUAAUGCAGCUCGGGAAAAUGGGCUUCAGUUCUGAGAUUUCAGUAGUAGUCCUUUCUUUGAAAAUAUUUUCUUUCUCUUGUGGAAUCUUGUAAUGGAAGAAUGCAUCAGCCUGUGUAUGCGAUUUGUUUUUCUUGGAAAGGCUUUUGUUUAUAUUUCUGCGCAUGACUAAGUUGGCAGCUGACUCUAGACAAGCCCAUAUUUUUGGAAUGAUGGCUUUGAAAGCAAAUGCUGAAGUUGUGUGUUUGCAUGA